This is a messenger RNA of Pelobates cultripes (western spadefoot toad), 3253 nucleotides long. NCBI's taxonomy places the organism in Eukaryota, Metazoa, Chordata, Amphibia, Anura, Pelobatidae. The record is from the annotation of a GenBank genome assembly.
AUGUUGAUCAAGCUGGCCUCUCCUGCCACCUUCAAUUCCUACGUGAAUGCUGUGGCUCUACCCUCUGGCUGUUCCGCCGCUGGUACUAGCUGUCUGAUUGCUGGAUGGGGAAAUACACUCAGCAGUGGAUGUAAGUCAAAAGUUAAUUUUCUUUUAAAUAACUACAUUUGAAACUUAGAUACAGUAAAUGUACUGUCACAAAGAGGUUAGGGUCUUAAUAAUGUGAAAGGUGCAAAUUGGUAUCCUCUCAGCUGCAAAACAAGUGGAUGACUUUAAUAACAGAUAGAAGCCAAAAGCAAAUUCACCCUGACCACAUUAAAUAUGAAUAGUAACCUUAAAUACUUAAUUCUUAUGAUACCCUUACACCUAUCUUGUGUUAUUGCAUUCCUUUACAUAAAUUGUUACCUUUAAUGGAAUGCAUCCCUCAUGAACAUGUGACCCUAAAAUAUGAAGUCAUGAACUCUUUCUUUGAAAAAUGCUUUUAGCCCUAACUUUAUUGGUUCAAUUAAUAUAAGUGAAUGUUUCUAUUCUAUCACUUCUUCCCCUUCAAUUCACUAAGGCUUAGAUAGAUAGAUAGUUAGCUAGUCAGUUUGUAAAGUGAAUCUCCUUAAAUCUGUAAUCUUAAAGGCUUAUUACACGUUUUGCAACAGGAACACAAUUUCACAGCAGAAUAUUGCUCUGUUUUUUUAAUCACACAGUUUUCUUUCAUCUAUAACGUGUUUUUUGUAGCCAAUUACCCAGAUGAGCUUCAUAGCACUGUGACGGAAACCUGUAAUGAAAAAUAAAGAAAUACAUAAAUAAAACUAAACUUCUAGCAGUAUUAUAAUUGUAUAAAAGAAUAAUUAAAGAUAUGACAGAACUACAUUGAAGCAAAUUAUCUUAUUACAUGUAGUAUUGAUCUCACUGCAGACUAUUGCACUGUUUUAUUUUUAAGACAGUUCACUUUAAUCUGCUAUCUGUUUUUUUUUUUUUGCAGCCAAUUACCCUAAUGAUCUGCAGUGCCUGAAUGCCCCCAUCCUGACUGAUAGCCAGUGCAGUAACGCCUACCCUGGAGAGAUCACCAGCAACAUGAUCUGUGUUGGAUACAUUAAAGGUGGCAAGGAUUCCUGCCAGGUAGGUUAUCCUGAUCGUUCUCUUAUUUUGGGACAUUUUCGCUAGCUUACACUAUGCUUUUCAUGAAUCGCAAUUCUCAUUAAAAGCUUUAAAAAGUAGCUGCUACUUAGUACUCAGAAUAAAUAGUAUUUACAAGCAAUAGGUUAUUGCUACAUUUUCUUCUAUUCGGUUAGUAAUGAUAUGUGAAGUUAAUAAGGAGAAUGGUAAAUAAAGUGAAUAAUAGCAUAUUAGGGAAAUAACACUAUAUGUAUGGCUAUGUGUUGUAAUUCUGUGUAAGUCAAAAAGAUCAUAUGGUAGGAAAUAACUGGACUUGUGUACAAUUCCCUUCCUCCUACACUGAGUGAAUAAAAUGCCUGUCAAUUUAUGGACAAAUUAAUUGGUUCAUUCUUUUUUCAUUAGCAAUUCGAUUAAUUCAUCCUUAUGUUCACAGGUCUGUGAUCUGUGCACAAGUCUAGAUAUAACAUAUAAGAUGAAUAAAGAUGCAUAAGAGGAAAUUAAGCAAAUGGUGGUGAAAUUUAGCAAGUGGCAUGAGAUUAGGCAAAUUGUGGUUGAAAUAAAGCAAGCAUAUAAAAAUAAUAAGUCUGAUUCAUACUACAUAAAAAGUAAUCACAGUCCAAUCCACUACACUUCAAAUAUUACACUUCACAGAGGGAAAAUAUUUAAUACAUACAGUUUAGAACUGUGGAUAGUAUAACAGAUACAGCAACAUAUAAUUAAAUAUACUAAUUUUGAAAUAUGGCAGAGGUUUUUUGCAAAUUGGAGCAAAACUUACUUUUGGGAAAACAUUACAUGGUUUAUUCACUAAAGGAAUUAACUCAAAAGAGAUUCAAAGAGGAUUUACAUUUUUAGAUCACAAUAACAAAAUUAGAAGUAUAGUGGACAUGAGGAAUUUAAAAAUUUUCAGCUAUUUUGGACUUAAAUCUAAAAUCCCAUUUGAGUUCCUGACAAUUCUUACAUUAGUAAAUAACCCUGUCGGAAUUCUUAAAAAUUAAGAAAUGACCUGCAAAACUGCUGAAUUUGAAGAAAAUAUUUCCAAAUCAGUCAGAGAUUUAUUGUUUGAUGGAUAUAUUAUUUAUUUUUCAACUCAGCUUUGUUUUUCCCGUAAAUGUCAGUAAAAUAUAUUAACCCCUUCACUACCAAGCACCUUUUGAUUGAAAGAAAUAUAAGCAUAUCAUGUAUUUAAAGCAAGGGAUGAAUAGCUAGCAUUUGAACAUAUACUUAAAACAGCAAUUUUGUGUAUUAUUAUACAUUAUUUUCCAGACAAACUUUAAAAAAAACUUAAAAAAUAUAUAUUUUAUACAAAUCACUGGAGCGCUAAAUUAAUGCUAACUGUGAAAUGACAGAGCUCAUUCACUGCUUCCCUUCCCCCCCGCCCUUCAACUCUAUGAAUGGUAUGACCCAUUGAAACUCCCUUUACUGUUUGAAAGCAGGAGGUGAGCUUACAUUUUCAGCACAUUUCCAGGUAUUAAAUCAAUGACUAUUGGCUUACGGCAGAUAAAUCAGUCCCUUUAGUAAUCAGCCAUAGGGUAUAAAUGAGGGAUACUAAAUUUUGUUUUGCAAAAUACAUGAAAGUAAAAAAAUGUAUAUUCGAUUAUGGGAGUGAAGUCAUUAAUUGAUUUUACUAUGUGAUUCAGUUAACCUGGUACUCUGCUGUUGGACUGAUUCAUCAAACGUGCAAAUUUCCUUACUAAGGAAUUUGGCAAAACCCAUACAUCACCCAGUUUUGUUUUUCUAUGGAAGUCAUGUAGGCUCAUUCAAUGAAUAAAACUUGCUUGUAGUAUUAUUUCAUAUAUUUUGUUCUUAUGAUUAUUUAAAUUUUUAAUGUUUUCUUAAUUAUGGCUAAUUUUCAAACACAUAUUGAAUCAUUAAUAAUUUUUCUACUGAAUGGAAUUAACAUUGAUAAGUUUAGAUUUUAUAGCACGCUAUGCUACCAUAGACUAUUGAAGUAAAGUUGGUCGAUGCAAAACUAAUCAUUUCCAUCUUCCUUCAGGGUGAUUCUGGUGGCCCCGUGGUUUGUAACGGUCAGCUCCAGGGCGUUGUGUCCUGGGGAUAUGGCUGUGCUCAGAGGAACUAUCCUGGAGUCUACUCCAAGGUCUGUAACUUCAAUUCCUGGAUCCAGAGCACCGUUGCGGCUAAUUAA